UGUUGUGUCUGCGAGAAAGAUGGCGGACUCAGUAAAGGCUGGUCUCGCAGACGAAAACGAUACUGAAAAUGAGGAUAAGGAGAGGGAGAAACGACUCUUCAGCAGCGUCAAAAAGACGGAGAAACAAGCCGCUGCGUCAGACCUUACAGAAACUCUGGGAUUUUACGAGAGGAAGGCGAAAUGCAAAGAGAGAAAGAGCAAUGUGUCCGAUCUCUCUCUUGUAAGGUUUAUUAGUGCUGAGUUGACUAGAGGAUAUUUUCUGGAACACAAUGAGGCCAAAUACACUGAGCGGAGAGAGAGGGUCUAUACCUGCCUGCGUAUUCCCAAAGAACUGGAGAAGCUGAUGAUGUUUGGGUUUUUCCUGUGUCUGGAUGUGUUUCUGUACGUGUUCACUCUGCUGCCCCUCAGAGUGCUGCUGGCCCUGAUCAGACUGCUGACACUGCCCUGCUGCGGCCUCAGGGCUAGUAUAUGCCCCUACUGCAAAAAGAGCAGUGGAUCUCGUAUCUUGCAGCCUGCUCAGGUGUGUGAUGUUCUGAAGGGUUUCAUCAUGGUUUUGUGUUAUUUCAUGAUGCAUUAUGUGGAUUACUCCAUGAUGUACCACCUGAUCCGGGGUCAGUCUGUCAUAAAACUCUACAUCAUCUACAACAUGCUGGAGGUGGCAGAUCGCUUGUUUUCAUCGUUCGGCCAGGAUAUUCUGGAUGCUUUGUACUGGACUGCCACUGAACCUAAAGAGAAAAAAAGAGCUCAUAUAGGAGUCAUCCCACAUUUCUUCAUGGCUGUUCUCUAUGUCUUUCUACAUGCCAUUCUGAUUAUGGUCCAGGCCACCACUCUGAACGUGGCUUUCAAUUCACACAACAAGUCACUGCUCACCAUUAUGAUGUCCAAUAAUUUUGUUGAGAUCAAAGGAAGUGUAUUCAAGAAAUUUGAGAAAAACAAUCUCUUCCAAAUGUCCAACAGUGACAUUAAAGAAAGAUUUACAAACUAUACACUCUUACUAAUCGUCUGUCUUAGAAACAUGGAGCAGUUCUCCUGGAAUCCAGAUCAUCUAUGGGUAUUGUUUCCUGAUGUAUGUAUGGUGAUCGCCUCAGAGAUAGCAGUGGAUGUUGUCAAACAUGCCUUCAUCACAAAGUUUAAUGACAUUACAGCAGAUGUCUAUAGUGAAUACAGAGCAAGCUUGGCAUUUGAUCUGGUCAGCAGCAGACAGAAGAACGCAUACACAGACUACAGUGACAGUGUGUCUAGGCGGAUGGGCUUCAUUCCUCUUCCUCUUGCUCUACUGUUGAUCCGGGUGGUGACCAGCUCAGUGAAGAUCCAGGGCUCUCUGUCCAUUGUUUGUGUUGUGCUCUUCUACCUGGGUAUGAUCACCCUGAAGGUGCUGAACAGUAUUGUGUUGUUGGGGAAAUCCUGUAUGUAUGUGAAAGAGGCUAAUAUGGAGGAGAAGCUGUUUCAAAAUCCCCCCUCUGCAGCUCCCAGCAGAGUGUCCAGCAGAGCCCACCGUACCAAACACACACGCGAACCACCAGGUGAGCCAGCGGAGGAGGGCAUGUCUGCAUCAGUCACCACUCAACCCACCCAAAGGGAUGAAUGCCCCGCCCCUCAGAUCCCCACCAGCGAAUCAGAUCAGUUCCUCACUACACCAGAUGAAUCAGAAGAGAAAAGCCUUAUUCAGGACGAUACCGAACUUAAACACGGGGCGCCCAAAAAAGACUUGCUGGAGAUUGACCGCUUUACUAUCUGCGGUAACCGUAUCGACUGACAUUAACGCGCACCUUCAAGUUCAAGAGUGAUGCCACGUAUGCACUGAAAUGCCCGUCCUCUCUGCCAGCGUUAUUUGUUUGACAUUUGAACCUGAGCUCGUUGGAAUGGGACAGCGAGAAACUGCAGGAUAUUUAUUAAUAAGCGACGCACCUAAUUUAUUUAAGACUUAAGCACACUUAUACACAGACAAUCACACCAACACACCGUUUUAACCAAUUGGAUUCCACCCAGUGAUGUUUCCACGCUUUCAAGAGGUUCGAGUGGAGGUCACCAUUGGACGGCAGGCAAGAUCUUUGUCACUGUGCUUACCUUUCAAAGGGGGCAUCCAAUUAAGAAAAUGAGAGAAAUGGAUUGAUUGUUUUCCUAAAUUACUUACUCGGAAGAUUACAUGCAUUUAUCCCUUCCCCUCAAAAGACUUUAAGUUUGAAAUAUUACCAUGUUCAU
Messenger RNA from Carassius carassius (crucian carp), 2202 nucleotides. RefSeq names its product transmembrane anterior posterior transformation protein 1 homolog. Gene Ontology annotation, biological process: maintenance of protein localization in endoplasmic reticulum; positive regulation of cilium assembly. The transcript is spliced from 15 exons. The coding region runs from base 20 to 1756 and encodes 578 amino acids. Lineage: Eukaryota; Metazoa; Chordata; Actinopteri; Cypriniformes; Cyprinidae. Gene Ontology annotation, cellular component: endoplasmic reticulum membrane; ciliary basal body. The record is from RefSeq and is a predicted model, not a curated record.